Molecule: messenger RNA, 1629 nt
Organism: Culicoides brevitarsis
Lineage: Eukaryota; Metazoa; Arthropoda; Insecta; Diptera; Ceratopogonidae
Product: UDP-glycosyltransferase UGT4-like
Exons: 3
Coding region: 1-1572 (523 amino acids)
Molecular function (GO): UDP-glycosyltransferase activity
Source: RefSeq, a predicted model, not a curated record
AUGAAAUUGGCUUGGAUGGAGGACUUGAAGAUGAUCUUUCAAGUGAACCUGUUGCUGUUUCUGACCUUCAGCGUGUCAUUUAUCGAUGCCUCCCGCAUUCUCUGUUACUUCCCGAAUCCCAGCAAAUCUCACGUUCUUUUGGCAAUUCCAAUUUGUGAAGAACUCGCAGCUCGAGGACAUUCCGUUGUUGCCGUGACAAACGAGAAAUUCAGCAGUUCUGAGAAAAAUUACAAAAAUAUCGUCAUUCCGUCGGCAGGAUAUGGAGCUGAGGUCGAGGAAAUGAUGAAAUCCGGAAACGAUACUUCGUUAAAUUUUUUAAUGAAAACCAGUGAAGCGUUCCGACGAAUUAACAUCGAAACCAUUAAAUCGGCGGAAUUUCAACGAAUUAUGCGAGAAGAAAAAUUCGAUCUCGUUUUUGUGAUUAAUGCGUUUUUUAAUAACGUUCAAUUGGGAAUUGCGGAUCAUUUUAAGGCGCCAUGGGUGGGACUUUCGCCAAUGGGAAAUUUUUUGCCGUAUCGUCAGUAUUUGGGAUCGCAUUCGUUUGUCGCAACAGUUCCUUUUGCCAUGGCGCCAUUUGGCGGUUCGAUGACCUUGAAAGAACGAAUAAUUAAUUUUUUAAUGAAUUUCGUCGAACAUUUGGCGAAUUUUUACAUGGAUUUCGUUCAAAAGCAAGAAUACGAGUCAAUUUUUCCUCCAUCCCAAUAUCGUUCGUACGAGGAAAUGAAACGAAAUAAUUCUCUACUUUUGUUAAAUACUCACUUUUCCGAUUCGCAAAUCAUUCGUCCUCUUUUGCCGAACGAAGUUGAAAUCGCCGGAAGUCAAAUAAAGACAAAAGUUAAGCCGUUAACCGGUGAAUUGAAGAAAUUCCUUGACGAAGCCACAAAUGGAGCUAUUUUAUGGACUUUUGGCUCAAACGUUGACAUUUCCUCAACUCAACCGGAAAAAGUCGACAUCAUCCUAAAAGAACUCGCGAAGCUCCAGGAACGUGUUGUCAUCAAAUGGGAAAUUGACGACAAAUCCCGAUUACCGAAAAACGUUUUCGCUUCAAAAUGGCUUCCGCAGGACUCGAUUUUGGCACAUCCCAAUACGAAACUAUUCAUCGGGCAUGGGGGACUUGGCGGCGUUGGCGAGGCAAAAUAUUAUCAAGUUCCCAUCUUGGGAAUGCCCUUUUUUGGCGAUCAAGAUGGAAAUAUGGCGAAAAUUGUGGAAGAAGGAUGGGGCAGAAGUAUUAAACUUUUUGACGUGACACAAGAAAAUUUCGCAGAAAUAUUGCGCGACAUGCUCGUUAAUCAAAAAUAUCGCGAUAAUGUCAAAGCUCAUUCCGAUAAAUUUAAAGAUAGGAUCGCAUCAGCACUCGACACGGGCGUAUUUUGGGUAGAAUAUGUCUUGAAACACCAUGGAGCGCCUCAUUUGCGGUAUCCAGGAAAGGAUUUGAACUUUUUCCAAAGACAUUCGUUGGAUGUAUUGGCAAUAAUUGCAGGAGUUUUGUUCGUUGUUUGGAAAUUUUUGAAGAAUAUUGUCAAUUUUUGCUUUAGUUUGAAAGUGAAACAUACAAAAGAGAAAAGAAAUUAAAUUAUUUUAUUACAAAUAAACGAAAAUUUUAAUUUUUAAUAAAUUAUUUUGAUUUUU